Mirounga angustirostris (Northern elephant seal) is the source of this 1489-nucleotide messenger RNA. RefSeq names its product C-C motif chemokine ligand 28 (gene CCL28). NCBI's taxonomy places the organism in Eukaryota, Metazoa, Chordata, Mammalia, Carnivora, Phocidae. Gene Ontology annotation, molecular function: chemokine activity. The transcript is spliced from 3 exons. The record is from RefSeq and is a predicted model, not a curated record. Bases 42 to 425 code for a protein of 127 amino acids. Gene Ontology annotation, biological process: immune response. Gene Ontology annotation, cellular component: extracellular region.
CCUCUGCUGCAGCGCAGCCCCGGCUGGUGAGGCAGGCAGGAAUGCAGCAGACAGGACUCGCUCUCGUGGCCUUGGCUGCCUGUGUGGCCCUUCCCUCCUCAGAAGCCAUACUUCCCAUUGCCUCCAGCUGUUGCACUGAGGUUUCUCAUCAUGUCUCCCGAAGGCUUCUGGAGAGAGUGAAUCUGUGCCGCAUCCAGAGAGCCGACGGGGACUGUGACUUGGCUGCUGUCAUCCUUCACGUCAGGCGCAGAAGAAUCUGUGUCAGCCCGCACAGUCAUGUUAUUAAGCAGUGGAUGAAAGAACAAACAGCCAAGAAAGACGCUAAGGGCAACUUCUGCCAUAAGAAGAAACAUGCCGGUCAGAGGAAAAGUAAAGGGGCACAUCAGGGGAAACCAGAAAUCCACAGCCAUGAAAGUUCUUAUUAAAGUGUUUGCAAACGAACCUACACAGACAGUUCCUCAACUGGACUUGGCCAUGGUUGCUUAUAAAUUUAUCUCGUGAAUGUUCCUUAUUGGGAGUCAACAGGGCAAAACAAACUAUACGUCUUAAAGGAAAAAUUAUACAGGAUACAAAUGUAGCCAAUAAUAUACUCAUCUGAAAAUGAAAUGAAAAGAUCGUACUUCUCUUUAUAUCCUAUUUUAAGAGCAGCAUACAGAUCUAAUUUCUCCCAACUUUUAUUAUGAAGGUUUGCAAACCUACAGAGAAGUUGAAAGAUUGGCACAAUGAACACUUGUAUACCUUUCACGUAGAUUAAUAAUUGUUAAUAUUUUGCCACAUUUGUUUUCUCUCUCUUUUCUCUCUUUGCAUGCACGUGUGUAUAAAACAUUUUAUAUAUAAAUACAUAUUUUUUUUUGCGAAACCGUUUGAUAGUAAGUUGCAAAUGUCGUGAUACUUUAACUUUUUUUUAGUGUUACAACUUGACAUCCCCAAGAAUAAAGACCUUUUGUAUAUAAUCACACUAUCAGCUUUAUACCUAAAUAUAUAUACCUAAUAUAUAUUAGGUAUUUUUAUUUUGAACAAUUUUCACUUCAUAUCUAUAACUAAUUACUGAAUUCCUACUGUGAACAAGGCCCUUUUUCAAGACAAUUCCAGACUGUUCCUCCUUCAAGAAGCAUCACACCCCAGAACAAGGAGAAGGUUUAAAACAAAAAGUCAUACAAAAACAGCAUACCUAAUAUAUAUUAGGUAUAUAUACUAGGAAUAUAUAUAUUUAAUUUUUAAAUUAAAUUAAAUUUUAAUUUAAUUUUUCCCCAACGAUUUCCAGAGUAUAAUUUUUGUAUAGUUUUUUUAAUCAAUCAAGGUUCACAUAUUGCAAUUAAUUCUUACAUUUCUUUAAUAACUUUUACUCUAAGAAAGUCCCCCCCUGCUUUUUUUCUUUUUGCUUUCUUUCCAUGGCUCAAACUUUUUAAAAGAGAGUCUAGGGCAGAAUCUGUUCCACAUUCUGGGUUUGCCUGUUUCCUCAUGACCACGUUCAGGUUUAACAGUUUCA